AUGGACCCAAGCACCCUCGCGGUAACGCCCGCCCUCGCUCCUCCGCCAGGCGUGAGGCCGGACUUCGUCAACUCAUACUCACUACUGCCAUGGAUAACCGCCACUGCUUCGGUCUGCAUGGUGCUUACGGCCUUGGUGCUGGCCCUGCGAAUGUUGACUAAAACAGUGGUCAUACGGUCGGUUGACUGGACAGAUUAUAAUGCUCUUCUUGGCUUUGCUUUCUAUACAUCGUUUGUAGGAUGCGCUCUUGCUAUUAACUCGCAAAGACGUGGCCGUCACCAAUGGGAUAUGUCAAUGCUAACUCUCCUUGAGACCCUCGAGGUGGGCGUCCUUCCUUGUGCCAUUAUUGCGACUGACGCAGCUUACCACUCCCAGCUCGAGAAUAUCGCCUCCAUCAUGUACUGCAUCGGGAUCAUGUUUGCCAAGCUUUCCAUCCUCUUGCUCUACAUGAAACUCUUUGUGCCGAUUCGUCGUGGCGGCGUCUUCUGGGCCAACCAAGUCCUGAUCUACGUCAAUGGACUCUUCUAUAUUGGGGCGGUUGUGGCCUUGAUCUGUCAAUGCAUCCCACGCGCCAAGAUAUCGCAACCAAGACUGCCAGGACGGUGCACAAACGUUUAUCUGUCCUUUAUGAUCAGCGGCGUCUUCAACGUGCUAUCAGAUUUUUUCAUAUUGAUCUUUCCACUGUGGGCUAUUUGGCAUCUGCAGAUGCCGCUGAAGCGCAAGUUCGGUGUGAGCAUCGUAUUCGCUACAGGAGUCUUUGCCCUCCUUUCCAGUAUCAUGCGCCUUUAUUAUACGUCCCAGCUUUCAUAUAAUCAUGACCAAACAUUCAUCAUCGCCAAAGUCGCGCUCUGGACAACCGCCGAGGUUGCCACCGUCCUCCUCUGCGGCUCCUUCCCAAUUCUGCCCCGACUUACCCAAUUCAUCAAAGAAUCAAAGAAACGCCCACGGCCGAUGACCAAAGCAUCCAAUCUUAGUUGUGAACAUCAUUUGGAUGGCUCUUGUUGCGCUGGCACUUUGGGGUCGGAAAAGUCACUGGGAACCGCCAGUUCAGAGGACGAGCAUGCCAGAGCCGUCGAUACGUCGCGAACGCUGGUGUAG
Molecule: messenger RNA, 1098 nt
Organism: Endocarpon pusillum Z07020
Lineage: Eukaryota; Fungi; Ascomycota; Eurotiomycetes; Verrucariales; Verrucariaceae
Exons: 5
Coding region: 1-1098 (365 amino acids)
Source: RefSeq, a predicted model, not a curated record